AUGUCAACCGAGGACAUGUCCUUAGUAUCUCCACAAAAUGGCAUAAAUUCACAACUCCUCUUCCAAGACGAUCCAUUACGUUUCAAUUGCACUGGACCACCUCCUCAGCAACAGCAGCAGCAACAGCAACAACGCCGAGUCGGGGAUCCCAAAACUCGAGAACUCACCGGUUUUAUCGACGACAACAAGCUAUUCUCUUCCACUGCCACUUCCACCGCCGGCUCCGACCGUUACUUUCCCUCUCACAACCACCACCACAACCAGGAUUUCCCAAGGAGUAUUUAUCAGAGGGAACCGCAAGGAACGAGUGGAGAUGAUACCGACGGAGAGGAUGAUGAAGAUGAUGAAGAGGACGAUGAUGAGGAUGUUGAUGACGUCGACGGUGGUGAUGGUGAUGGUGAUCACGAGAAUGGAGUUGAUGUGCUUGUUGCUGCUAUUGAUUGUAACAGCAAAAGCACUAACUGUAACAAUAAUAACUGUACUGGAACUAUUAAUAAUGCUAAUAAUAGUGUUAAUUUGGAUAAAAUUGGAAAUGGAAAUGCAAAGCCCAAGCAUCUUUCUUCUUCUUUUGGGAUUAGUGGGGAAGUGAUGAAAGAUGGAAUUAGUGGUGGUGGAGGUGGUAUGGGGCAGACAGGGAAUAAUGCGGUGACAAUAGCGGAAGCCGAUGGGGAGAUGUAUUAUUCACAGUAUUUGCAGGGAACAGAGGGGUCUGGUGGUGGUAGUGGAAAGGAUAUGAGUGUGGAGAAUGGUUGCGGAUUUAGUGGAAGGAAGGAGGUUUCAUCGUUUUUAAGUGAGUCUGGAGAGUCUUUGAGGGCUAUUUUAUCAGACCCUGUUACGGGAGCUUUAAUGGAUGAUGCAAUGAUAUUGCCUUGUGGGCAUUCCUUUGGAGGUGGUGGAAUGCAGCAGGUUAUCAGAAUGAAAGUUUGCUACAGUUGUUCUCAGUCAAUUUCUGACGACUCAAUAGCUCCCAACCUCUCUCUCAGAGCUGCCGUGCAGGCAUUUCGCCGGGAAGAGGAGUUACAAUUUUAUCGCUCAUCUAAAAGGAGGAGAGAGAGGUUUGAUCAGGAAAAAGGUGGUUAUGGUGAUUCAGCGGUCAUGGAUCCACCAAGGGGUAGAGGUGUACAGUUCCCAUUUGCUGUGACAGACCGGGUUAUUAUAAAGGGAAACAAAAGGACUCCUCAGCGGUUUGUUGGACGGGAGGCUGUUGUGACAACACAAUGCUUAAAUGGAUGGUUGGUCACUUUCUUGCUUUUCUUACUAUCAAUUUUUGCAUAUUGUAAGGUUUGGUACAUUGCCCAAGCCGAUUCUAUAGUCAUUUACAGGUAUGUUGUGAAGACAUUGGACAAUGCAGAGAGUGUAAAAUUGCAGUAUCGGUCGCUAGCCAAGGUUUCAGAUGAUCCAUCUUCAAAAACAACGUCAACUAAGGUGAUGGAAAGGAAAUGCGGUCAAAAAGUUACUGAGCAUAAAGAUAUUUCCAGGUGCUUGCAAGCAAAG
Dovyalis caffra is the source of this 1494-nucleotide messenger RNA. NCBI's taxonomy places the organism in Eukaryota, Viridiplantae, Streptophyta, Magnoliopsida, Malpighiales, Salicaceae. The record is from the annotation of a GenBank genome assembly.